Molecule: messenger RNA, 2091 nt
Organism: Saccharomycodes ludwigii
Lineage: Eukaryota; Fungi; Ascomycota; Saccharomycetes; Saccharomycodales; Saccharomycodaceae
Gene: RAD34
Product: Rad34p
Exons: 1
Coding region: 1-2091 (696 amino acids)
Biological process (GO): mismatch repair; nucleotide-excision repair
Cellular component (GO): cytoplasm; nucleotide-excision repair factor 2 complex; XPC complex
Molecular function (GO): single-stranded DNA binding; damaged DNA binding
Source: RefSeq, a predicted model, not a curated record
AUGGAAACUACAAAUGAAUCAGAGACCGAAUAUCAUUUCCUUGACAUUGACAGUGACACACACACUUCAGAUGACAGUGAUCUUGAAUGGGAGGAUGUACCAUUGGAUCAGCUCAUUAUUAAUUUAAAACCCAACAAUAAUAUCGGGACAAUACCCAGAUCGAAAGAUAAGAAACGAUUGGACACAUUGGUGUUCAAAAAACUUUGUUUGAAUUUAAGUUUUGGUUUGCAUAUUUGUGAAAUACCAUUUCUCUUAAUAAACUUCCAAAAAAAAUUUAUUAGUUAUACAAUAUACAAUACUAGAUUGCACAAGGUUAUGUACAAAAAAAUAUUACCCAAACUAAUUUCAACAAAAUUUAGUAACUGGAAUAAAAUAAUAUCAUUGACAACUAAAAAGAAUAAAAUACGGACAUUACUAUUAGGGUUAGUCUAUUGGUUUAGAAAUAACUUUAAAAUAAAUUCAAAUGGUGUAAGACAAAAUCCUUACAGGUUAAAAAAAAUGGUAUAUUCCCAGGUCUACUCCAAAAUUAAUGAUAAGAACAACAAGAAGGUUGGGAGCCAAAAUUUUAACAGCCAUAGUUUCAAUGUUAAGCAAUACUAUGGUGACAAUGCUGACUGGAAUUGCAUACGAGAAAGAAACAUAGUAGAUUUGGUCAAAAAAAAGCUUGGAUCCAGGGAUGAGCUAGUUUUUUUUUUUUACAUUUUAUUGUUAAAAUUAAUAGAUUUUAGAAAUAAUAAAGACAUGGAACUGAGACUUGUAUAUUCUCUACCAGUGCAUGAUUGGAUGGAAUUUGAAAACAAGCUUAGCCCGGUCUUUAAUAACAAACAUGAUUAUAGAGUGCCCAAUAAAUGUGACUCUGAUUUAUUAAGUCCGUAUUAUUGGAUAGAAUUGAAACUUGAUAAUAGGGAAAUAUAUGUAAUAGAUCCAGUAGUUUCUUUAUCUGAUGGAAAUAAAAACGGUAGUAGGUUGGUAGCUAAAUAUCUACUAGACGAAUAUGUUUCCCAAUUUGAGUCUUUUACCCGUUUAAACCCAAUACAAAAGCAUUAUUACGUGCUUGGAAUUAAUCAAAAUUUUGAAGUGUAUGAUUUAUCUCCAAGAUACUUGCAAAAUAUAACUUAUAGGUAUUUGCCGAGCUUAUUCAAAUUAAAUAAAAAUAGGCAUUGGAGAUCUUACUGUAUUUGGAAAAAAUAUUUGAAAAAAAUAAGUUGGUUUUAUAUUGAAGAUGAUACAGAAAGUGAAAUGUUGAAAAAAUUGGCAUUAAAGAAUUAUUCGGUGCCUCAAACACUUGUUGAGUUGAAAUAUAGCCCAAAUUUCACCAGUGACCUUUUUUAUCAAAAGUCUGUAAAGUACGGUUUUAAAAAGGGCAGUAAGCCCCUGGUGCCGAAAUCUGGGGAUUUCCAGAAUAAAAUUUCCAUAUAUUGGAAAAAAGAUCUAGUUGAAUUGAAAAGUUUACAAACUUGGUUACUUCAAGGAAGAAGUGUUAAAGCUAGCGAAAUUGACUCACCCAUUAAAACCAAAACCUACUAUAAAAAUAUUAGAGAAAAAACCGCUUAUGCCUACAAGAAAAGGAAGCUAACUUGUGCUGUCACGACAUCACAUAAUACUGAUCAACAAUUAAAGAUAGAUUUGCGAAAGUUGUAUUCAUUUGGACAAACUAUACCAACACCCAAAUUGCCCACACUACCCAAUAUCAAAGACUAUGAAAACAUAUAUGGGGAUGUAGAAAUUUAUGAUAUCAAACAAGUUAAGCCAGAUGGUUAUGAAAUUGUACCAAAGAUUAUAUUACGGGGGAAUAACUCUUUAAAUGUUAUUUCAGUGAUUAAGAGACAUAAUAAUCGAACUAGUGGAGUGUCUGAUGGUACUAGUAGUAGAAUAAAGUAUAUUGAAGUAGUAUCUGGAUUUGAUUUUAGACAGACACCUGGAUUUGCAAGCCCAAUAAAGGCACAUAUUAUGCUGGACAAAGAGAGUUAUUGGAUACUAAACCAACUGGUUAAAGAACAACAGGAAAUAGAUGAGUUAAAUGACUGGUUUUGGUUAAUAAAGUUGCUAGAUGUUAAAAAUAAGAUAUCUUUAAUUGCUGAUGGUGUAUAG